Molecule: messenger RNA, 6644 nt
Organism: Asterias rubens (European starfish)
Lineage: Eukaryota; Metazoa; Echinodermata; Asteroidea; Forcipulatida; Asteriidae
Product: CUGBP Elav-like family member 3-A
Exons: 13
Coding region: 255-1958 (567 amino acids)
Biological process (GO): regulation of alternative mRNA splicing, via spliceosome; mRNA splice site recognition
Cellular component (GO): ribonucleoprotein complex; cytoplasm; nucleus
Molecular function (GO): mRNA binding
Source: RefSeq, a predicted model, not a curated record
UACAGGCAGUACGCGGCGGCAUCACCGAUACUUGGGAGACUGUGCUCAUUGAACCGUGUGUUUGACAUCAUAUCGACCGGCUGUUCGCUGGCUACUCAUAAUAAACCAGCAGUCCAUUGCUUGCCGUGUGUGUGCGUAUCUCUCUGCCUCUCAACUGUCACAGUACGUACGCUCCUUCACUACACACUCGCAUCUCAUAACAUUAACCCAUUAAGUACACAGUCAAGCCUUCACUCUAGCUAGCUGACGGUACAAUGACGAUCAUGGCAGCGACGCAAGUAAGCACCGGUCAGGAAACCAUUCCCCAUCAAAUGCCGGCUCAACAACAGCAACAACAGCCACUAAAAUCUUGCAUGCCAAGUCCACCACAAACCAUUCCAAUGAAAGAUCAUGAUGCCAUCAAGCUUUUCGUUGGUCAGAUUCCAAGGAAUUUGGAAGAAAAAGAAAUUCGGCCCAUCUUCGAAGAGCACGGUCGUAUUUAUGAGCUAACAAUUCUGAAGGAUCGUUAUACUGGCAUGCACAAAGGCUGUGCCUUUUUGACAUAUUGUGAUCGUGAAAGCGCCAUUCGUGCACAGACAGCACUACACGGACAGAAAACACUACCCGGGAUGAAUCGUCCCAUGCAAGUCAAGCCUGCAGACAGUGAGAGUAGAGGAGAGGACAGGAAGUUGUUUGUUGGAAUGUUGAAUAAGCAUCACUCUGAUGAAGAUGUACGUGCCAUGUUUAGUCGAUUUGGCAAGAUUGAUGAGUGUACAGUAUUACGUGAUGCUAAUGGAGUAAGCAGAGGGUGUGCAUUCAUCAAAUUUAACUCAAGGAAGGAAGCAUUAGCUGCCAUUAACAGCAUUAAUGGAACCGUUUCUAUGCCAGGUUCAUCCACUGGACUUGUUGUGAAGUUUGCUGAUACAGAGAAGGAGAGGCAGAUGCGUCGUAUGCAGCAGUCGGUACCAGCUGGACCUGUGUCUGGAUUCUUCAGUCCUACUCUAUCCCUUACACCAAUGGGAGGCUUGGGAGCUUAUAGUGCAUAUGCUCAGGCAGUGAGUAUGAAGGAGUUUAUGCAACAGCAGGCUGCUCUGAUGGCAUGUGGACAGACUAUGGCUGCUACUGCCUACAUGAACCCAAUGUCUGCUGCAUUGUCUGCAGCCCAAGUUCAACAAAUGAAUGCUAAUAUUGCUGCUGCUAAUGGAUUCACUGCUGGAACCACUGCUAUGACUCCAACUGCUAGUGACUUUGCAUUUGCUGCUCCAGGUGCAGGACAAGCUACUGUGAAUUGCACAACUCCAUCCCUGCCAUCACCCACCAUGCCAACAUAUACCAUGGCUCUACCAGCUAAUGGUCAGAAUAGUGAAGCUGUCUACACUAAUGGUAUACAUCAAUACACAGGAGAGUAUGCUCAAGCAUCUGCUGCUGCUGCUGCUGCUGCUGCUGCUGCAGCUACUACUGACCCAUUGCAGCAGGCCUACACUGGAAUGCAACAGUAUGCUGCUACUUAUCCUGGUGCCUAUGGGCAACUACCUCAAGGAUUCCCAACAGCAGCUCAGCAAACAGCAGUCAUGCAAACCCCUCAGGCCAGGGAGGGUGAGUAUGCCACCGUCAUCACUAAAGAGCAACGUCAGGAAGAUUCACAUUUAUACAACGUACCUGAAACUGGCAAUUCUGUGAUGUCUCCAGUUCGAUUUUCUCUAGCUGGACCUGAAGGCUGCAAUCUAUUUAUCUACCACUUGCCUCAAGAGUUUGGGGAUGCAGAGCUAAUGCAGAUGUUUCUGCCAUUUGGCAAUGUAAUAAGCUCCAAGGUGUUUGUUGACCGAUGCACCAAUCAGAGUAAAUGCUUUGGAUUUGUGAGCUUUGACAACCCAAAUAGCGCACAGGCUGCCAUCCAAACUAUGAAUGGUUUUCAGAUUGGCAUGAAGCGUCUUAAGGUCCAGUUGAAACGCCCGAAGGAUGCCAAUAAACCUUACUAGCUCUAUCUGAAUCACCAAGCUCUACAGGUGGGAGCUGCUACUUAGAUGAUGUGGUCAAUAGUCACAAGCCUGCCCACCUGUUGUUGAGAAGGCUAGUUGUAUCAACGAAUCUACACACACAAAUUACAUUAAUUCAACUUACACAGGUUAAAGGCAUUCCAAAUGGAGUGAAAGUUGAAUUUUGUCUUGUUAUUUUGAAACGAACAAGGUUUGUAAUUGGGUUAAAGCGUCACUAAACACACUAAGUCAGAAUAAACUGUAAAUGUAACUUAUUGUUUGAUUGAAACCAAUCACGAAUUGCAAUGAUCAUUGCUGAUGAACAGUAAAUUUAUUUUUCCUCCAACGAUAAAGAUGUUUAAUGGAACCUAUGUUCCUGAUGGUCAGUUGAGUGAUAGUUAGGAAGUCAACCCUUAUUUGUUCUUUCAGUUUUAGCUCCAAUACUGACCUGAUUAUUGGUUGAUUCCAUUUUAUUGAUGACAGAUAUGUCGUACAAAAAGUGUACAAAUCUAUUGUUCACAUCCAUUAUUUCAUGCAGAUAUUAAUUUCCUUUAGUUGUUGACUGGAAACAUAAUGUCCUAUUCUUAUUGUAUUCACACUUUGUUUUGAAUUUGACUGGUUUUGAUAGCAUUGUCAUUUGUACACAUCUAUGUCCUGUUAAAAUGUUUGGUAUAGUUAUUGAGUCUUACAUUGUGUACGAUAACAAAUAUUAAGGAGUGUUCUUCUGAGACAGUAUUAUACACGGAUCCAGUUUGAUGUUGAAUGUUAGAGCCAUGAAAUCUGUAGUAUUUUUUAACCAAGCUGGAACCAAAUAGAUGUCUUUAUUCCAUCCGUCCAAAGAUUUGAUUCAGAUUUCCCCCUGAAUUGAAUGGAAUGAUGGCUUGGUUUGAUCCUUUGAUUUUUAUUCCAGGGUGCACUUUUUGCAUCAUGAUAUACAUAUUUUUUAAAAACUGUCUUUAUUUUUAAAAUGCAUGUUUCUGUGCCCUGGUUAAAAUGACCAAAUUUAAGAUACACUUGUGAUGUGUGCCAUGUCGUAAUAACACACUUUAGUAGAAUUGGUUGGGUAAGUUGUUGUCAGUAUCAUUAGUGGUUUAUUUUAAGAUCAGUAUGAAAUCAUUUUUGAAUCACACUAUGUCCAAAGGUGUAUUUUUCAAUUUGUCAAGUAAUCACUUACAAAAGUGGAUUUGGUCUGAGAAAUCGACUGGAGAUACUGUAUGUAUUGGUUCCUUUGAAUGUGAAAGUGAAGACAUUAAUAACUGUUUUGUAAACUCAAGACUCUAUGUGAAGUUAACCUCUCAGCAACUAAGUGCUUUCUCUUCAUUUAAUUAUCAACCCCAGUAAAUGAUUUAGGAAUUAAAAGUUGUAUUCAGAUUACUUUCAUGAAAUUCAUAACAUUCUAAGUAUAUUCUGUUCCUUCAAGUUAGUAUUACUUGGUGGGCAUAAUUUUCAUUCACUGGAGUUUGGGGGAUCAGUUUGAUGUGUGCAAAUAAAAACGCUACAUGAUUGUACUUUGUAAUAUUUGUUGUAUAUCCAAAACACCACACUUGAUGUCUUGUUAGUAGUGUGGAUUCGGAGUUUGGAUGUAGUUUGCUAGUGCUGCAAUAAUGCACAUGCAUUUUGCAUGCAUUGAUCAAGAAACGCCACCACAGGCUUAUAAAUAUUUAUAUUUUUAAAGUGCAAUAUUUGGUUUUCAAACUUGGAAAGUGUGUUGGUGAAUUAAUGAAACCAUGUUACUGCCAAACGUUCAUUUAAAACAGUGUUGGUAAGAAAUUAGGUAGUAUACAAAAAUCAAUGAUAGAUAGAGUAAACAAGAAACUAGAAAGUAAGUGCUGGACUUUGACCAAAGGUGCUCAUUCAGCACCUCCAAUUUGCAUUCCAGUAAAUAUACUUGAAGUAGCCAUAGAUAUUUUGUAAAACAUUAGAAUGAGGAGCGAAUCUGCACCACAGAUUGUUUUUUUCUGUAAGUAGAACUUUCUGAAAUUCUUAUUAAAAUGACAUUGCGUUCUUUGAACCUAAUAAUUUUCAUUAUUUAUUUCAAUACAACUCAAACAAGGUGACUUAGAAGCACUGUUAAACUUUCCUAUUUAUUUGUAUGUUUAAUUAUUUAUUGAUAUUUAUUAAAUACUAAUUUAUUCUACUUAAAAGUAUUACAUUACUAUUUUGAACAAUUGAGUACUUAACUUCAGUCUGCUGUUUCGGAUAUGUGUUUGGGAAAGCAAGCGUUUAACUUGUUGAAACAUUUUCCAUCAAGGUUUGGUUUGAGUUGAAACAGCAAUAUAAAACAAGUUAAAAUAAUUGAUUUUAUUUUAUUUGUUGAAAGGGUAGUUGUUUUGAAAUGUGUGUAACAUUACAAAAUAAUGUUUAUCAUUCAAUUUCUCUCAAGAGCUAAAUUGUGUGGUGAUAAAUGCCAUGUAGUUGUGUAAAUGUCUUCAAACCACAUGGAUGAAUUGCAGUAUCACUGCCAAAGCUGCUUGAAUCAAGCUUGUUAUUGACAAGGUUUGAUUGUAUUACUUUGUUUGGACUGACUAUUUAAGUUUGUAACAUUAUUAAUGUACCUCAUUGCACACAGAGUGUAAUAACACAGUAUAAAAGCACUGUACGUUGUAAGAUUUAUCAAAUAAGUCUCAACAGACUUGUAUUACUUAUUUAUUUAAAAGCACAGUUCUAUUUAUUAUAAUGGAGAUAGAUCACUAUAGAUACAGCUCUUAAAUGUACGUUAAAUAAUAACAAGUAAUAACAAUAACAAAGAACUUGUAGGCAGACUUUUUGCAUGUAAAUAUUGCAAAGUAAUAUUAAAUUGGAAGAUGUCAAUUUCAUUUGUAGAUUAACAUUUAGCUAGGACAACAGUCACUAUAUAGCUCUCAUAAAACACAAAGAAAGCAAGAAUAAACUAGUCAAUUGUAGAAUUAUUACGUAAGUAAAUAAUUUAGAGUCACUUAUGUAUUGAGUACUUGAGAAAGGAAUUUACCUAUAUGUAGACAGGUAAAUGCAGUUAGAGUUUAAGCAUUAUAUCUGCACAGUGUGAGAUGGGAUCACACAUAUCCAUUCACUUUGAAUACAACAUUUUUUACCAACCUUUGAACAUUAAACUAUGACAGAGACUUAUAAUGAUAUGCCUUUAUUUUUUAACAUCACAUGUAAUUCUGGAAAAAAUAUAUAUUAAAUGUUGAAAAAUUUUGAAUUUUGUUGUGGUGGUUGUGGUACACCAUAUCUAUCAUGUUUUUAACUGGUGAAUAUAGUUUGUGAUCUUCUUAACUUGUGCCCAUGUGAUACCAUAGUGUUCAAUGGUUAAUGGUGGUGGUUGUGACGAUCGUGAUGGUGAUUUAGUAUGGUGAUUGAUGUAUACAAUUCUUGCACAUUUACAAACAUUGUGGACCAGGUCAUACUUAAGUAAUUGUUAUUUAAUCCAUUGCUGUUUAACGCAGCAAGAAUGUCAAGUAAUAAUGUCCAGUGAAGAUCUUUUGAAAAUGAUCUAAACAUAUUAACUUGAUCCAACUCCAAGAUACACUAACAAGAUCAUCUAGUAUGACAAUGGCCUAUUUUUUCUAUCUUGGUAAUAUUUUAAAUGUCAUUAUCAGACACCUGUCAAAUCAGCCAUGUGUGUUGUUCUAUAUCCAGUAAUUUGGAAAUGUGCUAGGUGGCUUGUACACAAAAUCACUCUGUAAAACACUGGUUCUUGCUCAUUAGAUUUGGAGCCAUUUUGUGUUUGUAAAGAAACUGUUUUCAUUUGUAAAAAAAAACUUAGAUAAUGAUAUUAUGCUAAGAGCUUUUGAUACUCUAUAUACUUUUUUAACAUAGUAGAACUGGAAUAUGGAGAUCCCUCUUACAUUGUGCAGAAAAGAGUAUUAUAAUUAUUCAACUAAUUCAAAUAUCAGGACAACUGUAGAAAAGUAUUAAGAUAAAAUAUUAAUUGUAGUAGGGUAACUGUAUGAGUAACUUGGUAGAUGGUAGGUAGAUUAAAUAGUUUAAUGCAAAAUAUGAAUUCUAAAGUAUUAGUAAGACAGUUAAAUGAUAAUGAUAUUUUAAACUAUUCAUUGGAAAGAAAAUGUAUUAAUUUAAAACUAAAAGAGUACAAGAUGCCCAUGGGUAGGGUUAUGUAUAUGAUUAGUGUUGCUGUUCAUUCAUUUUGCUGUUCUUUCACAUACAAAGUGAAAUAAUCUGAAGACUAAUGUCUGAUUUCAUGAUGGGUUCUAAAUCCCUUUAUUUAAAAGGCAAGUGGUGGCCAUGUAAUCCAGACAUGUGCUAAAAAGGACAGAAUGUCAACCAAAUUUGUUUUAGUACAAGUUAAUAAAUGACAACAUCUGGGAAAGAUUAUGAGACAAAAAAUCUGCCUUGUAUCUCUUGCCAGAAAAUUCGCUUUUGUCUGUAACUUUAAAUACUUCAUUUUUUUAUAUUUUUUUUUAUACAUUACUAUCCCUUUAAGUGCAAUGUUCCACAUGAUAGGAUGGAACAAAAAUACCUUUGUGGUUAACUGAAUAAGACUAUUUUUUUUCUUCAACCUGUUGCAAGCUUGUAGUGUUAACUGCCAUCUUCUUUUAAUAAUUGGCAAAGUUAUAUUCCUAAGAUGUGGGAGGGAUAAGCACAGGUAACAAGUGUUAAUUGCAUUAAAUAAUACAAAAUUUAAGAUUUCAUAUUCCAGGAUCGUGAAUAUAAAGAUAAUGAAAUAAAGCACACGGGCACAGCACAGUA